AUGAGCAGCAACGGGGAAAAAAAGGAGAACGGUGCCUCGCUUGUAGUCACCUCGACGAAGCAACAACAAAACGAGGAGGACGAGGAGAACAACACUAACGAACAUUUAAUGCAUGCAAAAACAAGACGAACGUUAACGUUCGGGAAACUGGUACUUUUCGCGUUCUCUUCCGUCGCGGGCGGGCCGUACGGGUUUGAAGAUGCCGUGGGUGCAGCCGGGGCGAAAAUCACGCUUUUGAUGGUGUUCGUGGCUGGUGUGUUUUGGUCCGCGCCGCUGGCGCUCAUGACCGCGGAACUGUCCUCGGCAUUACCAGAAAACGGAGGACACAUUUUGUGGAUCGAUAAAGCGUUCGGGCCGUUUUGGUCGUUUUUGAACGGGCACUGGUCGUUGAUUUCGGGAGUCUUUGAAGGCGGCUUGUUCGCGGUUUUGUUUUUGGACUACCUCGAACCGGCGUUUGGGCAAGCGAGGGAGAAGAUGUAUAACGAUCAGUUGAGGGUGCCGUUUGGGCUCGUGUUGAUGGGUUUGGUCGUUGCGAUAAAUAUGUACGGGAUGGAGAUGGUAGCGAAUGCGAGCGUGUUGUUUGCGGUGGCGAGUUUAGGACCGUUCAUCGCGUUGGUGGUGAUUGGAUUCCCCAAGUUGGAUUUCGAAGCGUGUUUCGGGAAGGAUACAAUCGUGCCGCAACAUGAAAUGUCCGACGGGUCGUUCGGACCGGAUUGGCACACAUUUUUGAUUAUUUUGUUAUGGUCGACCGCGGGGUACGAUUUGUUGGGAAGUUGCGCCGGGGAAGUUAAAAAUCCGAGCAAAACGUUCGUGAGAGCGAUGUUUACCGCCAUGGGAUUGGCGCUGUUGAUUGAUUUUUUGAGCAUUUCGGUCGGGUACUCCGUAUUGGCAGACCCGACGAAAUGGGAAGACGGAACGUUUACGGAGGUGGCAAAACUCGUUGGCGGGUCGGCUUUGGAGUUGGUGUUUUUAAUCGGAGCGGCGAUUAGUACGGUUGGUUUGCUCUGCACGCUGUUGUCGACGACGAGUCGCAUCACGUACGGCAUGGCGGUGGUGGGAACCUUACCGAAAAUCUUCGCUAAAGUCGACCCAAAGAACAAUAAUCCGUACGCGGCGAUGAUCAUGAACGCAGUUCUAAUGACAAUGUUGUUUCUAGUUCCGUUUGAGGUUCUCGCGGAGUUGGAGAUGUGGUUUUACUGCGCGACGACGGUGAUGAAAUUCGCCGCGUUGUUGAAACUGAGAGAAGUCGCGCCCGCGAUGAAGAGGCCUUACAGAGUACCUCUAGACGGUAUAUGGCUUCACUUAUACUGCGCGCCACCUUUGGUGUGUUGUUUCAUCGUCAUGUUCUUUGCCAAGAAAGUCACCAUCGUUGUCGGCUUAAUAGGCGUCGCUUUCAGCGUGAUCAUGUAUUACGUCUCCUUGGCCGUCGUCGGUUCGCACACGAAGUUGAUUCGGUACGACUUGAUCGAAGAGUUGUAG
Bathycoccus prasinos is the source of this 1479-nucleotide messenger RNA. RefSeq lists its product with no specific name. NCBI's taxonomy places the organism in Eukaryota, Viridiplantae, Chlorophyta, Mamiellophyceae, Mamiellales, Bathycoccaceae. Gene Ontology annotation, cellular component: membrane. The transcript has a single exon. Gene Ontology annotation, molecular function: transmembrane transporter activity. The record is from RefSeq and is a predicted model, not a curated record. Gene Ontology annotation, biological process: transmembrane transport. The coding region runs from base 1 to 1479 and encodes 492 amino acids.